ACUCAAGUCAAAGGAUAAUAUGAUGAAGUGAAUGUGUAUCUGAUAUGAGGCUUCGACUUCCCAGUACUUCAGCCGCCAUGAUUCAUUCUAACUCUCUUCACAAACGGAUUGUUUCAAAACCGGAACUGGGAAAUGAGGAGUUCACGCAAAAGGUACUCAACAACAGAAGAUGGACAUUGCCAAGCCCCGAAGCAAAAAUUCACCAACUAAUACAUACACAAGGUCCUACUUUCCUGUUGAACACCCAUCCAUCUUUUGGCGAUGCCAAUCGCGUGAAUGAACAAAGGAAGUACUUUUAUGUGGUUCGGGAUGAUUUGUUGCACCCACUUGUUAAUGGCAACAAAGCAAGAAAACUAGAUGGACUACUUCCUCUGCUUCAACAUUAUUCUGUCACUGAUGUGGUUACAUGUGGAGGCUGUCAGAGUGCUCACACAGCUGCUAUUGCUGUUCUGUGUGCUGAGAGAGGAAUUGUGUCACAUCUGCUUCUACGAGGAGAGCAGCCUGAAAUCUUGACAGGCUAUAACUUGAUGUCUACAAUGUAUGGAAAUGUCACGUAUGUUCCAAGAACUGUUUAUGCCAACAGGGAAGAGAUGCUAAAGAGCUAUGCCGAGUCAGUGGCUGGUAACGACGGUUCUGUCCUAUGGUUCGGUGAUAUCGUUCAAGCUUCUUCAGCAACCGAAUUGUUUACUGAUCCAAACUUUAUGCAAAUGGAUGUAAGUAGAAGUGAGGAAAACCAUCUACGAAAGAUUUUAGUUGUCAAUGAAGGUGCUGGUGAUUCUGUUGCUCUACUAGGUGUUAUUCGCUUAGUGCAAUACUUAUCACAGAAUCAUUUACUUGGAAAACAAAGGCUCAUGAAAUUUGUUGUAGAUGCUGGUACUGGCACAACAGCUAUUGGUUUAGGACUUGCAGCCCGUUGCUUAGGACUCCCAUGGGAGGUAUAUGCUGUCAUGUUGGCUGACAAAAUUGAUGGGUACAGAAAACAGGAGGAGCGUUUGCUUUCUGAAUUCAAGAAGCAUUUUAACAUUGAGUUUAUUGACCACAAUGUAAACAGAGAAGAUGCAGGGAUUGUGAAUUGGGUGGAGCGUGGCCGUCCAAGAAAAUUUGGUAAUGUCUUGGAAGGGGAAGUGGAAGCAUGUCAGCAAAUUGCCCAACAAACUGGGAUUUUGGUGGAUCCUGUGUAUACAUUAGCUGCUUGGGAAACAGCAAUGCUUCUCUCCAGCAACGAAGCUGAAGGAGGACCAGAAGUGGUGUUGCUUCACACUGGAGGCACGUUGGGUAUGUUUGGGUUGGCCCAAAGGUACAAAAAAUAUUUUGGCAUGCUCAAAAAAGGACACAGUCAUUAAUAAUAGAAAAAAGGGUUGUUGUAGUUUAGAUGACAGGUUGAGAGGCUUUAUGUUUUUUCUCCCAUGUAUAAAUUCUAGUAAGCUGCUAUUGACACUUUGGAUUGAUGGAUGCUCAUUCUAAUCUGACACCGAUGAGUUUUAUUGUACUUGGAAACUGAUAGCAUGAAAGGUUGUUCAAGAGAUUUUUUUCAUUCAUAUCUAGGAGGAAAUAGACUGUGUUUGUAUCAUUCAGCAUGGGGUUUAUUAUUGUAUCUGUCUGUUUACUCGUAACUUACUAAGGAUAUUAUGAUGAAUAUUUGGUCUAUUCCAAACUAUAUAGGCUUGUCAUA
Glycine soja is the source of this 1672-nucleotide messenger RNA. RefSeq names its product D-cysteine desulfhydrase 2, mitochondrial. NCBI's taxonomy places the organism in Eukaryota, Viridiplantae, Streptophyta, Magnoliopsida, Fabales, Fabaceae. The record is from RefSeq and is a predicted model, not a curated record. The coding region runs from base 45 to 1343 and encodes 432 amino acids. The transcript is spliced from 7 exons. Gene Ontology annotation, molecular function: D-cysteine desulfhydrase activity.